AUGGCUCUCAAGGAGAGACUCAGGACCUGGAAGAGACUCUUCUGUUGGCUGCUCCUACUUGCACUUGGCCUCUUAGGGAUGCUCCAGUAUGGGCUCCCUAUAGUCAGGCAUCUGGAAACCCUCAUCCCCAUGGGUGUCUGCCCUUCUGCCAGAAUGGCCCUGCUGAGAGACAACUUCACAGGUCUCCUGAAUCCCUGGGCCCGGCCUGACGUCCUGACCUGUACCUCCUGGGGGGCCCCCAUUAUUUGGGAUGGCACCUUCGAUCCAGCUGUGGCCCAGCAAAAGGCUCUCCAGCAGAACCUCACCAUUGGGCUGACUGUCUUUGCCGUAGGCAGAUACCUGGAGAAGUACCUGGCGCGCUUCCUGGAGACGGCCGAGCAGCACUUCAUGGCGGGCCAGCGCGUGGUGUACUACGUGUUCACCGAGCGCCCGGCCGCCGUGCCCCGCGUGGCGCUGGCCCCGGGCCGCCGGCUGCGCGUGGAGCGCGUGGCCCGCGAGCCGCGCUGGCAGGACGUGUCCAUGCAGCGCAUGCGCACGCUGCACGAGGCGCUGGGCGGGCGGCUGGGCCGCGAGGCACACUUCGUGCUCUGCAUGGACGUGGACCAACACUUCCGCGACGCCUUCGGGCCCGAGGUGCUGGCCGAGUCGGUGGCGCAGCUGCACGCCUGGCACUACCACUGGCCGCGGCGGCUGCUGCCGUACGAGCGCGACGCGCGCUCGGCCGCCGCGCUGGCGCCGGGCGAGGGCGACUUCUACUACCACGCGGCCGUGUUCGGGGGCAGCGUGGCGGCGCUGCGCGGGCUGACGGCGCACUGCGCGCGGGGCCUGCGGCGGGACCGCGAGCGCGGCCUGGAGGCGCGCUGGCACGACGAGAGCCACCUCAACAAGUUCUUCUGGCUGCACAAGCCGGCCAAGGUGCUGUCGCCCGAGUUCUGCUGGAGCCCCGAGAUCGGCCGGCGGGCCGAGAUCCGCCAGCCGCGCCUGCUCUGGGCGCCCAAGGAGUACGCCCUGCUGCGCGACUAG
This is a messenger RNA of Neomonachus schauinslandi (Hawaiian monk seal), 1023 nucleotides long. It is a transcript of the gene A3GALT2, whose product is annotated as alpha 1,3-galactosyltransferase 2. Gene Ontology annotation, molecular function: hexosyltransferase activity. The coding region runs from base 1 to 1023 and encodes 340 amino acids. The record is from RefSeq and is a predicted model, not a curated record. The transcript has 5 exons. Gene Ontology annotation, cellular component: membrane; Golgi apparatus; vesicle. Gene Ontology annotation, biological process: carbohydrate metabolic process. NCBI's taxonomy places the organism in Eukaryota, Metazoa, Chordata, Mammalia, Carnivora, Phocidae.